GUUGUUAAAUUCAUAUUCACCAAGGCUUGUUUCGAUUGCAUGUGAAUCGAUUGAAGCCAUUUCCCUCGGAAAAAUUCUAAAUCACCCAUGAGAAAUAUUGUCCCAAGUUGUGGGGGACGCUUUCCGUGACGUCAUUUUGGCAUAGUCACGUGACUUCACGGCGUAAUGGCGGUGAGAAUAUGCAUGUUUGAAUGAUCGCUUGGAGUACGUGAUGUUGUGAAUUUAUUAAUUGGAUUUACUUUACAACGAAAUGAUAGCGAGGGCAGACGAUGGCCGGAUUAUUUGUGCGGAAGUGUCCGUGUCUACGUCCACCGAUAGAUGAUGAUAUUCGUGUCUUGGAUUACCGUCACUGCAGCCUCACAGAUGUCCCGGGAGAAGUGUUCAACUUUGAGAGGACUUUAGAGGAAUUGUAUGCUGAUUCCAACCAAAUUAGAGAUUUGCCACGGGAACUCUUUUACUGCCACGGCCUGCGGAAGCUGAGUAUCAGUGACAAUGAGAUCAAGAGUAUUCCUCCUGCCAUCUCCAGCCUUGCCAGCCUAGAGGAACUGGACUUCAGUAAAAAUGGUAUCAUUGACGUCCCUGACAACAUCAAAGCAUGCAAGUACCUGAGAUCUAUAGAGGCCAGUGUCAACCCCCUUGGAAAGUUACCCGAGGGGUUCACACAGCUUCAGAAUCUGACAUCCCUGUUCCUCAAUGACACAUUCCUCGACUUCCUACCUGGUAGUUUUGGCAGGUUAGUCCAUCUCAAGAUCUUGGAGAUUCGGGAAAAUCACCUGAAAACCUUGCCAAACUCUUUCAGCCGGCUUGCUGAUUUGGAAAGACUUGACAUUGGCAAUAAUGAAUUUACAGAGCUGCCCGAUGUUGUGGGCAACCUGACCACUCUGCUGGAACUGUGGUGUGACAACAACCAGAUCAAGAGAGUCACCAGUAAAAUUGGCAGGUUAAAUCAACUGAUAUUCUUUGACGCAUCAAAGAACGUCAUUGAGCACUUGCCGAGGGAAAUAGAAGGCUGCGUCUCAUUGGCUGAUCUCCAUCUGACCACCAACAACCUGUCCGAACUCCCGGACUCAGUUGGGAAUUUGAACAACCUGACCACAUUGAAGGUUGAUGACAACCAGCUGACAGCACUACCCAAGACAAUUGGAGGGUUGUCGGCAUUAUCUGAGUUGAACGUCAGCGCUAACGACAUCGAGGCGCUGCCUGCUAGCAUUGGUCUGCUCCGCAAUCUGAGAACAUUCUAUGCUGAUGAAAACUUCCUGGAGUUUCUACCUGCCGAUAUCGGCAGUUGCAAUGGAAUCACAGUCCUGUCUCUACGAAGCAACAAGCUGACAUACAUCCCCGAUGAGAUUGGCCGUAUCCCACGGUUACGUGUCCUCAACCUGAGUGACAACCGUCUCCAGCAUCUGCCAUUCUCCGUCAUCAAACUGAAGGAGCUGCAGGCGUUGUGGCUGACAGAGAACCAGACACGCCCCCUGAUCCCACUGCAGUCUGACUAUGACCCAGAAACCAACAGCAACAGGAAGAUCCUCACGUGCUACCUCCUGCCCCAGACACAGCAGCAUGACGAUGAAGGUGGUGGCGGGGGUGACACAGACAGCUUCCACGCCUCCAUGUGGGACGAGGAGCGAGCACGGCGACAGCAGAUACACUUCGAGUUUGGGGACGAGGUGGAUGAGGAGGGUCACUUGUAUCGAUGCCCGACCCCUUAUCCUAAAGAAAUGCGAGAGAAAGCCAGACAUGCUCGCAAUUUGGCCAUGCGACAAACAAUGGGCGAGGAUGGCAGCCAAUGGGAGCAGGGCAUGGAGAACCUUGGUUACGAGUCGGAGGGCGGGGCCGGGAACCACCCCGAGGACAGUGGGGUGAGGAUGAGAGAGGCUCACAUCACCAAACCCUCCUCUCCUGUACUUAAGGAAACCCAUCGCCUCUAUCGAUAUGAUAAGGAGAAGCAGCAGAAGGAUAAAGCUCGCAUGCAGCAACAUCGGCAGUCGCAGGAAGUGGAGGAAGAGACCAUGUCACUACUGACGCCAAAACCUCAGAAGAAGGACAAACGAGAUGACAAUGGAGGCUUCUCACAGAGCAGACCUCAGCUUGUACGAGGUUCCGGAUCGUCACCCAAUAUUCCUGCUGAUGUGGCUGAUGGCCGUUACAAGCCAGACAUGCCCAAGUCGAAAUCCCAUUUUGGUAUUUAUGGAACGGACACUCCAUAUGUGAUGCAGAGCCAAAGCAGCCAUGGCCACCGCCAUCAUGGUUCUCGUGGGAAACAAUCCCACCGCAUGCGGGACUAUGACUCGGACACUGGUUACCGUAGUGAUCACGAGUUGUUGAAGUUUCGUAAACAGGUUCUCAGUGAUGGGAGGGGGAGUGGUCCACCCUCCGUCAGCUCAUCCACACUAUCUCACAAUCAUCGUCAUCAACAUCAUCAUCAUCAUCAUCAUCAACAGCGACCUCGACCGCGGAGGGAAGGGGGUUAUGCAAGUGAUCUCGAGGCGUAUUCAGGGAGAGGCAGGGAUUGGAGUCAGAAGUCAGCAACUCUGUCAUACCAGCAUCCCGCGCACAGUCUUCCGUAUGAUUUGCAUAAUCAGGUGAGCAAGACAAACUCAGAUAGUGCUACUGUGCCUCAUUCUCGGAGGAUCAUGAUGAAAAAUGAUGAACUGUUCAACCAGACAUCAAGUCAGGAGAGUGUGAAAAACACCACUCUGUCUCCCCUGAAACCUCUGCCCACACCGUCCCCUAGUCUGUUCCAGAGAAAUAAGUUUGUGGAUCAAAGCACACCGGUUGCUCUUGAGCCGCCAGAGAGCUUCCCACCAACUGUUCAAGAUGGCAGCAUGACGACGUCUGCUUCUGACACCAGUCAGGGCAAGGACUUCCAGCGAGAACUCUACACAGUGCUGGAAGAGCGGAUCCAGAGACAAAAUGGAGAUGUCAGCAAGUCAAUGCCUCAACAACGUCCUUCAAGUGAGCUCCAGAUGAUGAAACCCCCGUCCUUCAAACCUCCCCCACCAUACCGACGCACUCCAGAGAGGACGUCCUCUACUUCAUCAGGGGACAGGUCCUACACAGAGUCUCCCAGGCCAGGGUUGGAUUCUCCGAGGCCCAAGUUGGACUCUCCCAGAGACUGUCCAUCGCGUCUGUCUGACCCGAUAAGGCAGAUGCCCGACAACAUCAGCAGACACAAAGACUACGAGACGUGGACGUUAGACAGAACACAGAGCAGUGAGGGAAAUAGAACUCCCAAAGUGACACGGAACGUGUAUCAUGAUAAUCAGUCCGAAGGAGAUAAAAGAAAGACAGCAAGCUAUCUUAGUGAUCGUUAUGAUCUGAAAGGGACUUCUCAAGAGGAUGUUUUCUUUCGAGAUCGGCCUGGAUCGCGUGCAGAGAAAACUGACAAACUAGAUAAGCAAUUGACUAUUGAUGUUGGCAAUGUGUCUUUUCAAAGUGACCGGUCACAUCCUGUGCGCAGACAUAGUGACCCAUAUAGGGAACGGCCAAGGUCAAGGACGUUUGAACAUUCUGAUUCUCAAAGGAUGUAUGAUUCGUACACGUAUCCUGAUUGUGAACCGGAUGAAUCGUUAGUGCCGAUGAUGACAAAGUAUGAGGAUGUGGAGAAAUUCAAGACAUCAGAUCCAUCAUCGCAGGUGUCAAGCUCAACAGAUAGCGGAUACGGUCACAGUCAUCCGAUCUACGACAGAGUGGGCGACUUCUCACGACACUCAGGUCGUAGUGGAUCCCAGCCUCCUCCCUCUCCACAGGUGCAUCACUCACUGAUCCGACAAGGCAGCUCGGCAUCACGAGAUGCUUACAUGUCAGGGCAGUCAAGGGAGGGAACUCCUGUCAGAGAUGACUCAGGGUAUCCAAAGGCAGACAACUCUGUCGAUAACUCAUACCAGGAAAUUAGAGAGACAUUUCGGGUUAAAAUCACCAAAAACCCAGGUCUGGGCUUCAGUGUAGCGGGAGGUCUUGGGUCUCACGGUAACCCCUACAGACCCAAUGAUAAGGGCAUCUUCAUCACCAAGAUCCAGCCUGAAGGCCCUGCAGCCAAAACCCUUCGUCCAGGAGACAAGAUCAUGGAGGUGAAUGGCAUGGAUUUCCGCAAUGUUGAUCACAAAGAGGCUGUUUCGGUUAUGAAGAACAACACGUCGGUAGCCCUAUUGGUGGAGAGACUUCAGAAGGUCAACAUUGUAUGACGACAUUGGGAACAACGACCUCUCGUAUCAUACCAAUCCCACUCUCCGAACACUCAUGGCACAUCCACAUUGUCGGAACCGAGGUAGCCUUGAUGUAGACAUGACGAUAUAUGUCCACUGGAACAUGACUGUCAUUGUCUGUCUGGACAGCCAAAGCCUUGAUGUUUGGCAUCAUUGACCUUUCAGUGCUUGUGGAUUUGGCCCCAGGCUGUUUAUAUGUGUGGAACAAACCUAACAGUGAUGUUUUGAAUAAUGGAUGAUGUGCAUUUUGAAGAGGGGAGUGAAACACAAACCUCAGAAUGGCAAGAUCUUCAUUUACAGUGAUGAAAUAACAGGGAAGAAUUUUGUGCCAUGGUUUACAGAAACUGAUGAAUAAGUCAUGGGUAACAAGGACAGACAAUGUAUCAUUUGCUCCAAGGACAACAAAUAAACAAGCAUAAGACUUGCAUAUGUGCUUGUGGCAAUUUGCUUAGUUCAAUACAGUGAUGAAAGGAUGUUGGUACAUUCAUGACUGAGAAGGAUUUGAAUUCCUGCUGAUUUAAUUCAUAGCUCAUACAAUCUCAAUACAUUCCAUCCUCCAUUGUGAUGUGUUUUAUAGGUGUGUAUAUUGGUUGUGUGAGUAACCUCCCUGGAACUGAGGAAAUCCUGCAAAAUCAUUGGACGAUCAUGUGAGAGUGAUGAGAUUUUCUUUUAUACUUGGGGAAACGAUAUAUAGUGCAUACUUUGUUGAUAUAGUGCAUAUUUUCUCUCUCUUAUUUGUUUGCUGUUUGUCAAAAUGUUUGGCGAUAUUUAUUAUUUGUACAAACCUUGUUGAUUUAAUCUGACUCAUGGUUCAAAGAAGAAUACUACAGACAGAGUUCACCAUGCAACCAAAGGGCUGUCUGACAGGGUAUUGUGAAGGAUGAAUAGGGAAUAGUUCACUGUACGUGUCCAUCGGAUCCAGUCAAGUCAAAAUAGGAACAUAUGUUGGUAGCUAAAGUCUUGCCAACAUAGGAGACCAAAUAUUAGAAUAGGAAAGAAAACAGACUUUGGAUUGUAUGAACUGUUUCUAAAGUUGGUCAACAGGGAUUUAUCUAGACCUGCUCAGAGGCUGAAAUUUGGCCCACACAUCUACAGCAAAUUACAACAAGGAUUACCUAUUUGAAUAAAAAAGAUCCUAAUUCCUCAGAAUUUACAAAAAUAACAAUCAGAAUAUGAAAUACUUUUUUAAACAAUAUCAAAAUUAUUUUUACAAUUUGGCUGCCAAAGGCACAUAGUUUGAAAUCCCAGAUAAAUCCCUGGUCACUUUCUGCUUGUAACUUACUGGUCAAUAUGGUUAGUCUAUCCUAUAUAUGCUGUUAUACACUGACUAUUUUGUGUAGUAAUUUAAAACAAUGAAGUCAGAUUUUCUGAAAUUCAUCAAUGUUCCAGUAUUAAUAUUGAUGAGACGGCCGAUAAUUCCAUUUUUGCCAUCUGCUCAUUCAAAGACGUAUCAUGCUGUGUUCAAUGGCUGUAUGCAUCAAACCUUAUCAAAACUUGAAAAUGGCAGCAAUUUUCAUCUGAGUCCUGAAGAUCAUAUCCACUCUUGUCUUUACAUGUGUGUUAUAUUUGAGAAGUACUACCAUGUUUGUGGAUAAUAUUGUUUCAUAAUACACAGAUUGUAAUAUCACGGAAACAAGUACAUGUCAAUCAGUGUAAUUCAUCGCAAUACGUAUAUGAAUAAACAUUUCAUCUCAUUUUGUAGAUAAAAGUCUAGAUUUCAUUUGCUACUGGUUCUCCAACAUGUUGAAAGCAAUAGUAACACACUGCAUGAGCCUGUGAUAAGGCCAUCAAGUCUGUGUUACAUUAUGUAAUGUCCCUGUUAGGGCUGGGACAGGUAACUCGGGUACUCGUGUCGGGUGGUUCCUGAGUAGGAUCGGAUACCCAAAGGACUACCCGGAUCCGUGGUUAGUCACGUGAUAUUUUGUUUAAUGGUAAAAAUUGUUCGCAUUUCUUUCUAACUAUAUAUAUUUGAAUAGAUAUGAAACUUAAGUCAACUUCAGUGUUUGCAUGACCAGAUCAUUUUAUACGAGUAUCUGAAGACAUUUUGACAGAAAGUCCACAUAUACAGCCCGGGAACCCAACCCACUUUUGCCCGAACUUACCCAAGUACCCGACCCCCUAUUACCCAACCCUACCCGGUUACCUGCUGUAGAUCUCAAGAUUUGGUUCAAAAUGUCAAUUUGGGAAUUCUUUUACAAGAGCUCUGUCAAUAUUUAUUCAGAACACAAAUAAAACAAUCAGCUCAUGCAUACACUGAAUUUCACUUAAGUUUUACUUUUUACACAAACAUAUUAAAGUCAGAAGGAAUGUGUGCAUAGUCCGAUAGAAAUGUUAACAUUAUUCAGUUGUAGGGUAACAAUUGAGUUUCAUUGUUAUUGUCAUUAAACAGUUUAUCAUGUGACUAAAUACAGGUCUGGUUAGUCCUGUGGUUACCAGGGUUACCAGUCCAUUCCUGAUACUAUUUAAGAAAAAAAGCCUUUUCAUUCCCCGUUUUAAGAUUGAAAAUGUCAUUAAAUUGAAUUUUUAGAUUUGGAAUAUAACAAUACAGGUGACUGUUAUUAAUGUAGCCGCUAAAUGUGUUGAACAGUACAUCAAACAAUAUUCUGAAAUAGAGAAUAUUAGGAAAAGGUGCUCAAUUGUGCUUUAUCUUGGUUGUAUAUUAUUUGUUUCUCACUGAGUCAUAUUUAUGUGUUACUAUGUUUAUAGUGCUAUUAUCCUAACAACUCAUUUUCAGCUGGAGUAUUGAUAUGAUUUUCUAGCAUAGACGUAUCAUUACUAAACCAUCUAGGAUCUAACACAACAGUAUGAAAUAACAUGCAACAGUUAUAAGAUUUAUGACAUCAUUUUAUGAUUGUCAGACGCCAUGAUACACGUCAAUUUCUGUGCAGUUCAUUUGACUGGGAAUGAUCAGUCUUGCUUGUCACUGUGAAACAAUUAGUGUGUUCAAUUCUCUAGAUAAUGCUGCAGGAAAGUAGUAUUUAUGGGCAGGUGAUCCAUCAGUGAUGUAGAUUCCCUUAUUCAAAUUAUUUCCAAUGCUGGAUUGGCCCUUGUGUGUCAUGUUGGAUGUCGUGUUAAGCAGAGUUGGCGUAUGUUGCAUUGUGGGGAGCUGUAUUGCAAUACAUAUCACAAUACGUAGUGGGGCUGUAAAUACCAAACUUAACCCACCUGUUCAUAAUACGGACUUGUCCUACAUUGCCGAGGUCGGAUUGUAUUCAGGGAGUCAUCAUUAUUAAAAUUAAGGUAACUGAUUUUAAAGUUUAUACAUUUUAUCAACAUCCUUAAAGAGGCUGUGUACAUAAUGUUGAUAUCUCAUAUAAGAAGUAAACGACUUGUGGUCGUUGGUUAUUGUACACUAUAACAUGUCAGGGAGAACAAACCACUUGGGUCUGCGUCCCUCAUGGUGUAUUCUCCCCGCAGUGUUUUAUCGUAUGAUAAACAACGACCACAAGUCAUUUAUUUCUUAAAUAAAUGAGACUACCUAUUACAUCAUCAACAUGUGAUGUCUAAGCUUGUGAUUAGAUAGUAAACAUAAUCCAAAUGCAUCAAGAUAGGAGAUGUAAUUUAUAUUAGUAUACGUUAAUUCUGCUGCGACUAUUGAACAUAUCGAUACACAUGAGUCGUAUUGCGAUAUAUGUAUAGUUGACGUCCAUAGUGCAAUAUACCAGUAUAACGGUUAUCUUGCACACUCCUAGUGUUAAGUAUGCCUUCCAAAAGGAUACAUGGAAAAAAUAAAUCCAACAGUUCCCAUAAACAAAGUAUAUAGGACAAGUACAAGUUUUUGGUGAACAAAUAUUUUUAGAAUUCCUCUGGGGUUGGAGUAUUACAUGGAAGCUGGGUGAUCAAUGAACUCUAGGGUGGCCAUGAGGGUUGUGUGUUUGCUUGUUAUACACGAAGUCAUGGUUUUAUUUCCACUUUGAAAGUUGCAUGAUUCAGGACGUGGUGUACCCAUCUGAAACCAGCUGCGUUUAUUUCUUGCGUGAUGGUCAAACCAAUAUGAAGGAAAUAUUUCAUGUUCUCAUGUUGUGAUGCCAGAACAGUUGAAUAAUUAUGCAAAAGUCCAGAGAGUUUUUACGGCAAUCUGAAGUGAACAAAGUGUAUUUUUAUGCUGUAUGUACUAAUAUCUUCUACAUCUGUGUGUACAACUUUUGAUCUUGCAUGGACAGAUGCAUGUGUCUUUUCACAGCAUGAUCUGUGGUUGUGAUUAUUUAUAUUUAAUGCUUUUUUUACAAUUUCUAGCUCACAUUUUAUGACUGUAUAUUAAGUGUGAUUUAAUUUCAAAAAAGUGAAUUGAAUCUGUUUGAGAUAGAUAUUAAGACAUUACUUCUCAGUGUCUACAGAAUGUGUUUUUGAAUUGUAUAAACAACAGAAUAUCAGGUAACCCAAACUAAAAUUUAUUUAACUGAAAUGUUUUUCAGAUAACGAUACUGUGAAUCAAAUCCUUUAUUAUUAUUUCAAAACAAAUUAAGUGUUUCUUUUAAUUGAAUUUUCUGACA
Messenger RNA from Haliotis rufescens (red abalone), 8698 nucleotides. Its product is annotated as erbin-like. Gene Ontology annotation, molecular function: protein binding. Gene Ontology annotation, biological process: neurotransmitter receptor transport postsynaptic membrane to endosome; neurotransmitter receptor transport, endosome to postsynaptic membrane. The record is from RefSeq and is a predicted model, not a curated record. NCBI's taxonomy places the organism in Eukaryota, Metazoa, Mollusca, Gastropoda, Lepetellida, Haliotidae. The transcript has 22 exons. Gene Ontology annotation, cellular component: postsynaptic membrane; adherens junction; postsynaptic density. The coding region runs from base 270 to 4184 and encodes 1304 amino acids.